Molecule: messenger RNA, 728 nt
Organism: Teleopsis dalmanni
Lineage: Eukaryota; Metazoa; Arthropoda; Insecta; Diptera; Diopsidae
Product: zinc finger matrin-type protein 2
Exons: 2
Coding region: 84-671 (195 amino acids)
Biological process (GO): mRNA splicing, via spliceosome
Cellular component (GO): spliceosomal complex; U4/U6 x U5 tri-snRNP complex
Molecular function (GO): zinc ion binding; nucleic acid binding
Source: RefSeq, a predicted model, not a curated record
UAUACAAAAGCAUUGUUUUAAUUUAAUUUGACAGUGUAUUAAACAUUAUUAUUAUAUUAAGUCCAAUAUAAAUUUAUAUAAAAAUGUCGAUGCGACCCGAUGACCAUCGCCGAAAAUGGGACAAAGCUGAGUACCAAAAAUUGGCCCAAGAACGACUACUAAAUCAGGCAAAAGUUACAAAGGAGGAAGAGCCAAUUCAAAGAGAAAAUCUAAAACGCCGUGAUUAUAAAGUUGACUUAGAUAGUAAAUUAGGAAAAAGCGUAGUUAUCAACAAAAAUACUCCAACUUCACAAACUGGUGGCUACUAUUGCAAUGUAUGUGAUUGCGUUGUUAAGGAUUCGAUUAACUUUUUGGACCAUAUUAAUGGAAAAAAGCAUCAGCGUAACCUUGGCAUGUCCAUGAAAGUGGAGCGCAGUACAGUGGAUCAGGUUAAGGAACGAUUUCAAGCCAACAAGAAAAAAAUGGAAGAAAAGCAAAAAGACUAUGAACUUGAAAGAAGACUACGUGAGGCUAAAGAGGAAGAAGAUCGAUAUAAGGAACAUCGUAAGGAAAAACGAAAAGAUCGUAAGCGUAAAGCAGAUGAAGAUGAUGCGUUUAGCGGAAGUUUACCGGAUGAUAUGGCUGCCAUUAUGGGUUUCUCAGGAUUUGGGGGAUCAAAGAAAAACUCAUAAAACUGAACAAAAACAUAUUUAGUUAAAUGUAAAACAUAUUUAUUAUAUAAAAUUAAA